Molecule: messenger RNA, 973 nt
Organism: Prunus dulcis (almond)
Lineage: Eukaryota; Viridiplantae; Streptophyta; Magnoliopsida; Rosales; Rosaceae
Product: disease resistance RPP13-like protein 4
Exons: 1
Coding region: 25-963 (312 amino acids)
Biological process (GO): defense response to other organism
Molecular function (GO): ADP binding; ATP hydrolysis activity
Source: RefSeq, a predicted model, not a curated record
UUUUGAAGGCUCCAGAUAGCAUUUAUGCAGAUGAGUCAUACCAAGUUAGGGGGAAUCAUGUUGCAGGACUGGAACCCAACUGACACCAUUGGAUUGGAUGACGAUGUCGAAAAGAUAAAGGGUUGGAUGUUUGACACCACCAAACCGCUUCACCGCAUAGGCAUUGUGGGAAUGGGGGGCUUGGGCAAAACCACCAUUUCCCAGAAAAUCUUUCAUGAUGUGAAAGUAUUAGCCCACUUUGACAAGAUGAUCUGGGUGUGUGUUUCGCAGUCUUUCAGUGCCGAGCGGAUCAUGAGGAGUAUCCUGGAAAGGUUAGAAGAAAAUGUCUCUGGUUUUGGUCUUACUCAGAUUUUGAGCAAAAUUCAGGGAGGACAUAAAGGGAAGAGAUGCCUCAUUGUCAUGGAUGAUGUGUGGAGUCAAACAGAGGUGGACUGGUGGACUAACGUGUGUUCUGUUUUCCCAAAACAAAACAGCUGCAUCAUAAUUACAACUAGAAAUGAAGAUGCUGCAAUAAGUAUGGGAGUUGAGAGCUCGCAAAUUCACCGUCCCAAUACUCUUAACGAUGAUGAAAGCUGGUCUUUGUUCUCCAAGUUUGCAUUUUCUUUAAGCAGUGGAAUAUGCCUGGAUGACCAGUUUGAAAAUCUUGGAAAGGAACUCUUGAAGAAAUGCGGAGGACUGCCACUAGCAAUCAAGGCCAUAGGAUCCUUAUUGGCAUCAAAGAUCAACUCCCCUUCGCAGUGGAGAGACAUUCUUGAAAGUUUUCAUGCCUUAACAACAGAGGGAAAAGCUAGUUCAGUUAUGGCUUCUUUGCGGUUGAGCUAUGAUGAACUCCCGCCUUUUCUGAAACAAUGCAUGUUGUGUUUUUCCAUCUACCGUGAAGACUUUGAGAUAAGUGCUUAUCAGUUAAUUCAUGGUGGGUGGGAGAGGGCCUGGUUCAGGGCAAAGGCUCAAAAACAGCAGUAGAAGUUGGAUA